GUGCCCGGUACCCGCAGGACCCCACCCACAGUGCCCGGUUCCCCCCGCCCGGUGCCCGGUGUGCCCCACGCGUGUCCCGUCCCGUGCCCCCCCACACCGGGACCAGCCGAUGCGCAGCCGCCGCCGGUCCCACCCCCCGCGCUGGGUUUCAUUUUCCGAGAAACGGCGGCGGUUGCCGGGAGGGAUCGUGUCCGUGUCCGUGUCCGUGUCCGUGUCCGUGUCCGUGUCCGUGUCCGUGUCCGUGACCGUGACCGGGGGUCCGGGCCGAACGAUGGGGGCGACCCCCGCCCGCCGGCUCCUGGCCUUGCUGAGCCCCGAGCGCCGGCGCUGCGUGGGGAUGGCGGCGCUGAUGGCGACCUCGGUCCUCGGGGAGGUGGCCGUCCCCUACUUCACGGGGCGGGUCACCGACUGGGUGGCCAGUGAGGACGAGCUGGCGGCCGCCUGGCCCAUGGCACUGCUGGGGCUCAGCAGCGCCGUCACCGAAUUCACCUGCGACGUCACCUACACGGGGACGCUGAGCCGGGCGCUGGGACGUCUCCAGCGCCGCGUCUUCGCCGCCGUCCUGCGGCGGGAUGUCACCUCCCUGCGGGUGAUGGGGACCGGGGAGGUGACAGCGCGGGUGACAGGGGACGUGGAGGCCACCCACGAGGCGGUGGCCGAGGCGCUCAGCCUCCUGCUGUGGUACCUGGCGCGGGGCGCAUGCCUCCUGGUCACCAUGGCGUGGUUGUCACCCCACCUGGCCUUUGUCACCCUCCUGUCACUGCCCGUCCUCCUGCUGCUGCCCUGGGGCAUCAGCAAGAUCCAGCAGGGGCUGUCACAGCAGGUGCAGGACGCGCUGGCGGGUGCCACCAAGGUGGCAGUGGAGACCUUCCAAGCCAUGACCACCAUCCGCAGCUUCGCCCACGAGGCCGGGGCGGCCAAGUGGUACCACCAGCGCCUGCGUCACCUCCUCCAGCUGGAGGGGAAGGUGGCGGCCACCUAUGCCAGCACCCUCUGGGCCAGCGGGUUCUCGGCGCUGGCCUUGAAGUUGGGGCUCCUCUGCUACGGGGGACAGCUGGUGGCCGCGGGGACCAUCACCACCGGGGACCUUGUCACCUUCCUCAUCUACCAGAUGCAGUUCACCGAGGCCUUGGAGGUCCUGCUCCGCUACUACCCCAACAUGACCAAGGCCGUGGGCUCCUCAGAGAAGAUCUUUGAGUUCCUGGACCGGGAGGAGCAGGUGACACCCCCGGGGACGCUGGCACCCGAUGGCCUGCGGGGCCACCUCCAGCUUGAGGACGUCUGGUUCUCCUACCCCGAGCACCAAGAACCUGUCCUCAAGGGCGUGUCCCUGGAGCUGCGCCCCGGGGAGGUGCUGGCAGUGGUGGCCCCCCCGGGGGCGGGGAAGAGCACCCUGGUGUCCCUGGUCCUGCGCCUGCACCCGCCGGGGGCCGGGCGGGUGCUGCUGGACGGUCACCCCCUCCCAGCCUACCAGCACCCCUACCUGCGCUGCCAGGUGGCCGCUGUCCCCCAGGAGCCGGUGCUCUUCUCCCGCUCGCUCCACGCCAACAUCGCCUACGGGCCGGGGACCUGGAGCCGGGCGCAGGUGACAGUGGCAGCCCGCCGGGCGGGUGCCCACCCCUUUAUCUCCCGCUUGCCCCAGGGCUAUGACACAGAGGUGGGUGAGCUGGGGGUGCAGCUCUCCGGGGGACAGCGGCAGGGGGUGGCCAUUGCUCGCGCCCUGGUGAGGGACCCCCGUGUCCUCGUCCUCGAUGAGCCCACCAGCGCCCUGGAUGCCGAGAGCCAGCUGCAGGUGGGAGGUGACACCCGUGUCCCCUUGGCCAUCGGCACCCUGAUCCCUGGGGGUCCCCCUUGGUCUCCUCAUCAUCCCCUUUGCCCCCAGCCCUGCUGUCCCCUGGGUCCCUUGUCCCCAUGUCCCCUGGGUUCCUGGUGUUUGGGAUCCCUUGGCCCCCAGUCCUGGUGUCCCAUGGGUCCCUCUCCCAGCAGCCCCCUGGUCCCAGGGGGGUGUCCCCCUUCAUCCCCUUUUCCAGUGUCCCACAAGUCCCUGCUCCCUGUGCCCCCUUUACUCCAACCCUGCUGUCCCCUGGCUCCCUGGUCCCCCUGUCCCUUGGAUCCCUGCCCCUGGGUCCCCUGGCUCCCUUGUCCCCAUGUCCCUUGGGUCCCUUGUUCCCACAUCCCCUGGGUCCCUGCUGUCCAUGUCCCCCGUGUCCCCACCCCACUGAUAAUGUCACCCACCGCAGGUGGAGCAGGAGAUCUUCGAAGCCAGCGGGGCCGGGCGUGCGGUGCUGCUGGUGACAGGGCAGGUGGCCCUGGCCAUGCGGGCACAGCGGGUGGCCGUGCUGGAGGGGGGACGACUGCACGAGCUGGGCUCCCCUGGGGAGCUCCUGCUGUGGGGUGGGGGACCAGGGGGGACAGCGGGGGACAGGGACAUGGGGAAGGAGGGUGAGGGGCAGCAGGAGCUGGAAAUGGGGACACUAAGGGAUGGGGACACUGGGAGCCGGGAUGGGGACACUGACUACACAGAUGGGGACACUGGGAGCCGGGAUGGGGACACCA
Molecule: messenger RNA, 2556 nt
Organism: Tyto alba (common barn owl)
Lineage: Eukaryota; Metazoa; Chordata; Aves; Strigiformes; Tytonidae
Gene: TAP1
Product: transporter 1, ATP binding cassette subfamily B member
Exons: 9
Coding region: 110-2446 (778 amino acids)
Biological process (GO): transmembrane transport
Cellular component (GO): membrane
Molecular function (GO): ATP hydrolysis activity; ABC-type oligopeptide transporter activity; ATP binding
Source: RefSeq, a predicted model, not a curated record